AUGGAAAAACGUCUUAAAGGAAACAGAGCAAUGAAAAAAUGCGAUUAUAAAACUGCACGCGAAGAAUACACUGAAGGUCUCUUAGAAACACCCGAAGAUCCAGCAUUAUGGUGUAAUCGUUCAUUGGCAUUUUUAAAGGAAGGGUAUCCUGAACUAGCACUAAUGGAUGCGUCGCGAGCUAUUUUACUACUUGAAAAGAAAAUGAACGAAACGAUCACGGUGCUGACGGGUAAUAGCUAUAAAUCUCGAGCCAAUGAAACCAUUAAUGAAGCAAAAUCAAGUGGAAAAGGAGAGUUUAAAAUUAUAUCAUUUCUAAAAGAUUCGGACAAUACUCAAAAAUUGGUUGAGAUUGGUAAAGAAAAAUUAUCGUGCAUUUUGUCGCAGAAUAAAAAUUGUAAAGACAAUGAUGAUUCCGAAAAAUUUGUGCGGAUGUUGUUUAAAGUUUUUUAUCGACAAGCUGUCGCGUUUUCGAAAUUGGAGAUAUGGCAUAAAUCGAUAGAAUCAUGCAAAACUUUUUUAAAUAUGCAAAAACAUAUCGAAAAAGAUUCAAUCGAGAUCAGUAAUACUGAUUGUCUUCAAUUACUUAGUCAUUGUGAAAAAAAGCAUGCAGCAUUUACCAAGGAGGAUCCGGAAUACUUCAAGUUUUAUCAAUAUUAUGGUGUGAUGAAUUAUAAGAUGGGAUAUCCAUGGGACUGUACUCAAAUAAAUCGUGAUUCGGAAGAACUAUUCGAGGAUUUAAAAAUGCAGCUUGAAGUUCUUUCGGAUACGAAACUUUCUUUGACUCAAGUGGAAUUUGAUAAAUCAUCUAAUUCAUCUUCAAUGAAAAUUCAGUAUGGCGUUGAAGCAUUACGAGAUAUUUCCGCGAAAAGUAUUUUAAUGGAAGAAACACCUUUUCUGAACGUUCAUAAUCGAUUUAUCUCUCGCUGUGAUUAUUGUAAUUUGCUAUUGAUAGACCCGAAAGACAACACCAUAGAAUUUUAUGAAUGUCCUGAAACUGGAUGCAAAGAAGUCUAUUGUGAUAGUGAGUGCUGGCAAUUGGCAUCUAAUGAAUUUCACAAACCAUUAUGCGGAAAAGAUAUAACACCCAUACUAGAAAUAACCCAAAGUGGCGAGGCCACAGGUUCAUUAAAUUUUUUAUUCUUUUUGAAAAUAUUCGCCAUUGCUAAAAUUCGCGGGAUAUGUCCAUUGGAUAUCGAUGAACUGAAGCAUUUAGUGCGUUACAGACCUAUUCAUGGUAAAAUAUUGUAUCAGCAUAUCUGGUCUUCUAUGUACAUGUGCACACUCGAGAUCCUGGGAAUCUCUCCAUUUGAUGUAAGAUUCGAUUUUUGGGUGUACCUUGAAUGCAUUCAUAUGAUACGUUGUAAUGUAUUUGCGGCAACAGAUGACCAAGGCCGCCCCGAUUGUGCAUCGUGUUAUUCCCUCAUAUCUCUCGUUAAUCAUGAUUGUAAUCCGAAUGCUUUUAUGAUUGAUCAUGAAUUGACAGCCGCUCGUGAAAUCAAGAAAGGAGAACCAGUGACCAUUUCUUAUAUUGGCGAUGACGAUAACUACGACAAUUGCUCUCGACAAUCUCAUUUUGCUGAUGUGUUUGGGUUUAUAUGCAAGUGUAAUCGAUGUGAACAACAUGUGACGGUAGAUGAAUGA
Molecule: messenger RNA, 1641 nt
Organism: Ambispora leptoticha
Lineage: Eukaryota; Fungi; Glomeromycota; Glomeromycetes; Archaeosporales; Ambisporaceae
Source: the annotation of a GenBank genome assembly